AUGCAGCGGGAGGACCGAUACCCGUACCCGCUGCUGCCAGAGUCGGGCAACAUUCUGGGUGUGGAGUUUAGUGGUGUCGUGGAGGAGAAGGGGCCCGAGUGUUCGGAUAGUUUUCAGAUCGGAGAUCGUGUCUUUGGGCUUGCGUAUGGCGGGGCUUACGCCCAGAAGAUCGUCGUCUCGGAGAAGAUGCUGCUUCCUCUUCCUCCGAGUCUCUCGUUCGAAGAGGCUGCCGGUGCACCUGAGACCUUCUUCACCGCCAUCCAAGCCAUCCACCUCGUCGGCAACCUGCAGCCCGGGCAGACCGUGCUCAUCCACGCCGGGGCGUCGGGCGUCGGGCAGUCAGCGAUCCAAGUGGCCAAGUUCGGGGGCGCCUCGACAAUCAUCACAACAGCCGGCAGCGACGAGAAAUGCCAGCUGUGCCGGACACUGGGGGCAGACAUCGCGGUGAACUACCGCACAGAGGACUUCGCGGAGGUGGUGCGCACGGCAACCAAGGGCCGGGGCGUCGACCUGAUCGUCGACCUGGUCGGGCAGAACUACUGGCACCGCAACACUGCAUGCGCAGCGAUGGACGGACGCAUCGUGCUCGUCGCCGCGCUGAGCGGGAGCAAGAUCGCCGAUUUUGACCUGCGCGCGCUACUGAACAAGCGGCUGUGGGUGCAGGCGACGACGCUGCGGACGCGCGAUGCGGCGUAUCAGGCCCGAGUGCGCGAUUUCUUUGCUGAGAGGAUCCUCCCGCAUCUGAGUAAGGGGGAGAUGAGGACUGUUGUUGAUAAGGUCUAUGACUGGAGGGAUGUCUCUGAGGCGCAUAAGAGGCUCGAGUCCAAUGCGCAUGCGGGGAAGAUUAUUUGUCGGGUGACAGAAUAG
Rasamsonia emersonii CBS 393.64 is the source of this 867-nucleotide messenger RNA. Its product is annotated as Quinone oxidoreductase. The transcript has 3 exons. The record is from RefSeq and is a predicted model, not a curated record. Gene Ontology annotation, molecular function: oxidoreductase activity. NCBI's taxonomy places the organism in Eukaryota, Fungi, Ascomycota, Eurotiomycetes, Eurotiales, Trichocomaceae. Bases 1 to 867 code for a protein of 288 amino acids.